Messenger RNA from Pleurotus ostreatus (oyster mushroom), 1194 nucleotides. RefSeq names its product Threonine aldolase (gene GLY1). Gene Ontology annotation, molecular function: L-allo-threonine aldolase activity. Gene Ontology annotation, biological process: glycine biosynthetic process; L-threonine catabolic process. NCBI's taxonomy places the organism in Eukaryota, Fungi, Basidiomycota, Agaricomycetes, Agaricales, Pleurotaceae. Gene Ontology annotation, cellular component: cytosol. The transcript is spliced from 8 exons. Bases 1 to 1194 code for a protein of 397 amino acids. The record is from RefSeq and is a predicted model, not a curated record.
AUGGCUUCGAACAUAGACGCAGCUCGCGCAAAGAUUGCUGAACAAGUCAAGAUAGAUAUCUUAUCAAAGGACCCUGUCAAAGAUAAUGAAUUAAAGUGCAAGGAAAUCGGCCGUACCUUUAUCUUUCCUACCAAGGAGAUGUAUCAAUACGCGGUUCUCUCUACUUUGGGUGAUGAUGUUUAUCACGAACCAUCUACAGUUGCCCUUGAAGCACAUCUAGCGCAGCUCCUUGGCAAAGAGGCAGCUCUAUUCGUCGCGUCUGGGACGGCAUCCAACCAAAUCGCGUUGAGGUCGCAUUUAAAGCAACCUCCGCAUUCUGUGCUAUGUGAUCACCGUGCACAUAUUUAUAAGUAUGAAGCAGGAGGUGUUGGCUUUCACUCCCAAGCUGCUGUCACUCCCGUAAUUCCUGCAAACGGGCAUCAUCUGACACUUUCGGAUGUCGAAGCAAACACUAUCAUCAGUUCUGAUGUCCAUUUCGCACCAACGGAAGUCAUCGCUCUAGAGAAUACCCUCAAUGGAACCAUCAUCCCGCAGGAUGAAGUUAUCGCCAUCUCUGACUUUGCCCACUCCAACAAUAUCAAGAUGCAUCUCGACGGAGCUCGGCUCUGGCAUGUCGCAGCAGAGACUGGUGUGUCGCUCAAGGAGCUUUCUGACCCAUUCGACUCUGUCAGCGUCUGCUUUAGUAAAGGAUUGGGUGCUCCAAUAGGCUCGUGCUUGGUCGGCAGCAAGGAGUUGAUCAAGAAGGCCCGUUGGUUCCGCAAACUCUUUGGAGGCGGCAUGAGGCAGACUGGUGUCCUCGCUGGAUGCGCUGCAUAUGCAUUAUCUCAUAAUUUCCCUCUCCUCCCAAGAGUACACGAACUCACCAGAAAGCUCGAAACUGGCCUUGAGAAGAUCGGUGCAGAAAUAACUAGUAGAGCAGAGACUUGUAUGGUGUUCUAUGAUCCGUCGCCAAUCGGCGUGGACUACGGCGAGAUCGCUGAUAGGGCAAGUUUACUUCCUGAACCCCUCUUCCUGGGGGGAUCACGCUUGGUCGUCCACAUUCAAACCACCGAGCAAGCUAUAGACGACUUCCUUUCGCUUGUUGCGCAGUUAGCCGAGGAGAAAAAGAAAGCAGGAUUUGUUCCCCAGCCCGUAGAAAAGAAAACGGGGAGGUACCACGAUGUGUAUGUCAGGCGGCCUCCCAAGCAGGCGUGA